Molecule: messenger RNA, 1308 nt
Organism: Camellia sinensis
Lineage: Eukaryota; Viridiplantae; Streptophyta; Magnoliopsida; Ericales; Theaceae
Source: RefSeq, a predicted model, not a curated record
GGAGCAACCAUUAUUCAGAUGGCAAAUCUGAGGAGACAUUUAGAGAGAGACAUCGGGAGAGUUGACUCAAAAAAACACUCUAAUGGAGUUCCAAGCUCUCAUCCUAAUAUCAGUAGCUACACUAGGCUUCAUUUCUCUUUGCAGCUCUAUCAUCAAUCUCGUGAAAUGGGUAUAUAUUAUGUUUCUUCGACCACCAAAGAAUCUGAAACGAAGCUACGGCUCGUGGGCUGUAAUCACAGGCUCGACCGAUGGGAUCGGAAAAGCCAUAGCGAUGGAGUUAGCAUCGGAGGGACUCAACCUGGUGUUAGUCGGCCGAGACUCUCUCAAACUCGAAUCCACUUCUUCAGAGAUUCGUCGCAGAAUUGGCGAUCGAGUCUCAAUCAGAACGAUCGUGAUCGACUUUGCGAAAGUCGGUGGGGAAGAGAUUGAGAAGAGAAUUGGAGAAGAGAUCGAAGGAUUGGAUGUUGGUGUUUUGAUUAACAACGCCGGGUUGGCUUACCCUUUUGCGAGGUUUUUUCAUGAAGUUGAUUUAAAUUUGAUGGAGAGUGUUGUUGGGGUGAAUAUUGUGGGUGCCACUUGGGUCACUAAGGCUGUGCUUGCAGGUAUGUUGAAGAAAAAGAAAGGUGCUAUUGUGAAUAUUGGAUCUGGAUCGUCAGGUGCCGCUGUUUCAUCGUACCCUCUGUACACCAUUUAUGCAGCCACUAAAGCGUACAUUGAGCUGUUUUCAAGAUGCAUCAGUUUGGAAUACAAGCAACAUGGAAUUGAUGUUCAGUGCCAGAUCCCGUUACUCGUGGCGACAAAGAUGACAUCCAUUAAAAGGACUUCUUUCUUCAUUCCAUCCCCAGAGACAUAUAGCAAAGCAAGUUUACGAGCAAUCGGUUACGAGCAGAUUUCUAUACCAUACUGGCCACAUUCUCUGCAGUGUUGCCUAAUCCGAGCACUCCCAGAUGUUGUACAGGAUUACUGUCUUCUUCGGUAUUUCCUUGGAAUGCGAAAGAGAGGGCUCAAGAAACAACAGCAGGAGCAGCAGCAAAAGAAGUAAUGAAAUAAUGAGCAAAGAAAUUAGUUACAAGGAAGAUUAAGGAAAACAGUAUGCUCUGUCUUUUGAAUAAAUGGAAUGAAGAGAAGAUGAAAAUGGAGGAGAUAGAUACAUGGUAGUAUGAAAUUGUACUUUCGUCAGUGGUUGAUCUUUGGUCCUUAUUUUAAUUUUAAUAAUUUGGUUUUUACACUUUUAAUUGUAAUUUCAAUUUAAUAUGGUCUGAUUUCGAUGAAUUAAACAAUUUAUUUUGUAAGUCCCUCUGUAUAUAU